AUGCCAGCUCCGGAGACUCCCGUUCACAGCAGUCUACUCAGACUCGUCGAAACCUACAACAACUUCGAAAAGACACCAGAUUACUGGGAAUUCGGCUAUUUCAAGGGAGAUGCUUGGCAGAAACUGGGGCUUAUUCGCUCUCAAGACGCCAACCUUCUACAAGAAUUGAAAAUGCCGCUGAAGAAAUAUCUUUCGUUCCUUGUUUCAACGAAAGUUAGGGAACCGAAUCGAGUUCAACUAGACUCGGCCCAUCUAGAGAAUUCGGAGACUUUCGUCAAUGCAACCAAAGAAAUAAGACAGAUCCUUUCUCCAAAAAAGGAUGCAUGUGAAGGCAAAUUUGGCCAAAGCCUAUGGGCUGACAAGGAAGAAAUGUGGCCGCUGUAUGGUACGGAUAUCAAGACCGGCUUUCUCUGUGGCUUGUCCCCCGUCUUCGGUAUCGUAACGACCGGUGUUCAUCUGAAUAUCUACAAGCGUGAUGGCGCCAGCUUUCGUAUUUGGGUCGCACGACGUUCUGGCAAAAAAAGCUUUGCCGGCAUGUACGAUCAGUGCGCUGCUGGGGGCUACCAGUACAAACUCAUGGAGCCAGAUAUCCAGCAGUACGGCGACUCUCAUGACACGUCUACAAAAGCAUGUAUUGAACGGGAGGUUAAGGAGGAACUAAGGGAAGGUUUACGAGAAGAUUGGAUCAACAAAAUCAAGGGACCCCAUGCGAUUCAAUACGCUUAUAUUCGGGACGCGCGAUCAGGAAGCCUUGCCAAUACUCCUGAACUUGGUGUCAAGAUUGCGUACGAUCUCGAACUGAAUGAAGACCCAAUUCUCGAUAAGUUCAAUACGGAAGAAGUCAAAUGCAUUGAAACCAAAUCAGUCGAGCAGAUUGUUCAGCUUCUUCUUAUGGAUCAAUUCAAGCCAAAUUGCGCACUCGUUAUGGUCGAUUUUCUGAUUCGACUUGGCUGUCUGAGGGAGUCCGUUUCGAGCGAUGCUAUACUGAGCAUGAAAAGAAUGCUCAACCAACACCCAGCUGUAGAGUAUCUUCCUCAUUGGAAACUGGGUCAAGAGACGAAUAUGUCAAGGGGGGGGGGGGGGUGUCACGCUGAGCGUGGACUCUGA
Molecule: messenger RNA, 1107 nt
Organism: Colletotrichum acutatum
Lineage: Eukaryota; Fungi; Ascomycota; Sordariomycetes; Glomerellales; Glomerellaceae
Exons: 1
Coding region: 1-1107 (368 amino acids)
Source: RefSeq, a predicted model, not a curated record